GCACCAAGCCUGGGUUAGAAGAGUAUCUAUUCAACGAGUUUUCUCGAUAUUUGAAUUACACGUGGACUAUGAAUGACAUAACUCAUGACGAAGGAAGAUUCGGAAUAAAACUUGGAAAUGGAUCAUGGACCGGAGCAAUCAGAGAGCUGAUUAAUGGAAAAUCAGACGUAUUUUACUGUGGACUAUGGAUCAACCUUCAAAGGGCUGAGGCAAUCGGAUUCACUUCUCCUCUUCUGCAGCAAGAGAUAACAUUUUUCGUGCCAUUGGAACGAGGGCUACAGUGGUCUUGGAUAUCACUCUUCCUCCCAUUCACUGCUACUGUGUGGGUCAUAGCAUUUACUGUGUUCUUUUUACUGACUUUUGUUCUAUAUGUGGCAGCUCACAUAACCAAAUAUUGUCCAUCUUUGCAACGGAUUUCAUUCUUGCCAAGAUAUCGUAGAUAUAGUACAUGUUUUAUACAUGUGUACGGUAUAAUAUCAACCUUCUCACCACCCAACAGAAAAAGAAGAUCGCUGCUAUUCAUAAUCAUGCAGGUUUAUUCAUUUCUUCUAAUAGCUUCAUACAACAGCAAAAUUCGAGACGAGAUAAUGACACCAGAAUAUGUAACUAUAAAAGACAUACAAGAACUGGUAGAAAUGAACUACGAUUGGGCAGAGCCGAAAAGUACUAAUUCUCAAAUCGUGUUUAAUGUCAAUGUAAGUUGAAGUUUGAUUGUCCAUAUGACAUCGAAGAUUAAAGUUCGAUCUUCCUUGAUUAAUAUUAUGUGUUUACCGGGAACGUUAAAAAUGACUUGAGAACUUAUAUGGCUGGGGUUAGACCAAACGAGCGAAUGCUUGUUCUGAACAAAGAUUAAUAUAAAUCUGUAUUAAGCCAAUUUGAAAGCUCUAAAGCCACGAAAACUAAAAUUGAAUUCAUAUACUUUUGGAGUCACAAUUUAUUAUAUAUCAUUCUUCUCAUAUGUCUAGUUGCUUCUGUGUUUUAUGCUCCAGAAUUCGUGCUCUAGCUCAAUUUGGUCUUUCUAACCCCAGCGUAAGAGAAGGAAAUAAUUUUUACUGAACUCAUCGGUCCUUUUAAAAACAAUUUUUGCAGGAUAUCAAGUUAAUUUAUGAAUAUUUGAAUUAAUAUUCUGAU
This is a messenger RNA of Nilaparvata lugens (brown planthopper), 1131 nucleotides long. Its product is annotated as glutamate receptor ionotropic, kainate 4-like. Gene Ontology annotation, cellular component: membrane. NCBI's taxonomy places the organism in Eukaryota, Metazoa, Arthropoda, Insecta, Hemiptera, Delphacidae. Gene Ontology annotation, molecular function: glutamate-gated receptor activity. The transcript has 4 exons. The record is from RefSeq and is a predicted model, not a curated record. Bases 69 to 704 code for a protein of 211 amino acids.